AUGGCGGAUCCCGCAGCGCCCGCGCCUGCAGCCCCGGCUCCCGCCCAGGCCCCGGCCGCGGUCCCUGAGGCGGCCCCGGCCCCGGCCGCGGACACGGCCCCGGCCCCGGCCCCGGCCCCGGCCCGGGCGCCCGCCUCGGACUCGGCUACCAGGCCGUCCCCGGACUCCGGCCCCGAAGCCGGCUCGCAGCGCCUGCUGUUCUCUCACGACCUGGUGUCGGGCCGUUACCGCGGCUCCGUGCACUUCGGGCUGGUGCGCCUCAUCCACGGCGAGGACUCGGACUCGGAGGGCGACGAGGACGGCCGCGGGAGCUCGGGCUGCUCCGAGGCGGGGGGCGCGGGCCACGAGGAGGGCCGGGCCAGCCCGCUGCGCCGCGGCUUCGUGCGCGUCCAGUGGUACCCGGAGGGCGUCAAGCAGCACGUGAAGGAGACCAAGCUGAAACUGGAGGACCGCUCCGUGGUGCCCCGGGACGUGGUCCGGCACAUGCGCUCCACCGACAGCCAGUGCGGCACCGUGAUCGACGUCAGCAUCGACUGCGCCGUCAAGCUCAUCGGCACCAACUGCAUCAUCUACCCCGUCAACAGCAAGGACCUGCAGCACAUCUGGCCCUUCAUGUACGGGGACUACAUCGCCUAUGACUGCUGGCUGGGGAAGGUGUACGACCUGAAGAACCAGAUCAUCCUGAAGCUGUCCAACGGGGCCAGGUGCUCCAUGAACACUGAAGACGGUGCCAAGCUCUACGACGUCUGCCCACACGUCAGCGACUCAGGUCUCUUCUUCGACGAUUCCUACGGCUUCUACCCGGGCCAGGUGCUCAUCGGCCCCGCCAAGAUCUUCUCCAGCGUCCAGUGGCUGUCGGGAGUCAAGCCCGUGCUCAGCACCAAGAGCAAGUUCCGGGUGGUGGUGGAAGAGGUGCAGGUUGUGGAGCUGAAAGUCACGUGGAUUACCAAGAGCUUCUGUCCAGGGGGCACGGACAGCGUCAGCCCCCCGCCCUCGGUCAUCACUCAGGAGAACCUAGGCAGGGUGAAGCGUCUCGGAUGCUUUGACCAUGCGCAGCGGCAGCUGGGGGAGCGCUGCCUGUUUGUCUUCCCGGCCAAGGUGGAGCUGGCCAAGAUCGCCUGCGAAUGUCCGGAGAAGCACUGUGCCCAGGGGGAGGGCUCGAUGGCCAAGAAGGUGAAGCGCCUGUUGAAGAAGCAGGUCGUGAGGAUCAUGUCCUGCUCCCCCAAUACCCAGUGCUCCAGGGACCAUUCCAUGGAGGAGACAGGCAAGAGGGAGGGGCCCCAAACCAAGAAUGGAACAGGGUCCGCCAGCCCCGAGGAGACGCCCGACGGUUCCGCCAGCCCCCGGGAGAUGCAGGACGAGGGUCCCGAGGAGGCCCUGGAGGCGGGCGAGCCGCUGCCCCCCUUCCUGCUGAAGGAGGGCGGAGACGACAGGCUGCACUCCGCCGAGCAGGACGCCGAUGACGAGGCUGCCGACGACACGGACGACACCAGCUCCGUCACCUCCUCCGCCAGCUCCACCACCUCCUCCCAGAGCGGCAGCGGCACGAAUCGCAGAAAGAGCGUCCCCUUGUCUAUCAAGAACUUAAAGCGAAAACACAAGAGGAAGAAGAAUAAAAUCACCAGGGAUUUCAAGCCGGGCGACAGGGUGGCGGUGGAGGUGGUGACCACGAUGACCUCAGCAGACGUGAUGUGGCAAGACGGCUCCGUCGAGUGCAACAUCCGCUCCAACGACCUCUUCCCGGUGCACCACCUGGACAACAACGAGUUCUGCCCUGGGGACUUCGUGGUGGACAAGCGAGUCCAGAGCUGCCCAGACCCCGCCGUCUACGGGGUGGUGCAGUCUGGGGACCACAUGGGCCGCACCUGCGUGGUGAAGUGGUUCAAGCUGCGGCCGAGUGGGGACGACGUGGAGCUGAUUGGAGAGGAGGAAGACGUGAGCGUCUAUGACAUUGCUGACCACCCCGACUUCCGGUUCCGCACAACCGACAUCGUCAUUCGCAUCGGCAACGCUGAGGACGGAGCUCCUCCCAAGGAGGAUGAGCCGUCGGUUGGCCAGGUGGCCCGCGUGGACGUCAGCAGCAAGGUGGAGGUGGUGUGGGCCGACAACUCCAAGACCAUCAUCCUGCCCCAGCACCUGUACAACAUCGAGUCCGAGAUCGAGGAGUCGGACUACGACUCGGUGGAAGGCAGCACCAGUGGGGCGUCCUCCGAUGAGUGGGAGGACGACAGUGACAGCUGGGAGACGGACAAUGGGCUGGUGGAGGAUGAGCACCCCAAGAUAGAGGAGCCCCCCAUCCCUCCCACCGAACAGCCGGCGGCCCCCGAGGAGGACAAGGGCGUGGUGAUCAGCGAAGAGGCUGCCACGGCCGCCAUUCAGGGGGCCGUGGCCAUGGCCGCCCCGGUGGCCGGGCUGAUAGAGAAGGCCGGCAAGGACGGGCCCCCGAAGAGCUUCCGGGAGCUGAAGGAGGCCAUCAAGAUCCUGGAGAGCCUCAAGAACAUGACGGUGGAGCAGCUGCUGACCGGCUCCCCCACCUCCCCGACGGUGGAGCCCGAGCGGCCGACGCGGGAGAAGAAGUUCCUGGACGACAUCAAGAAGCUGCAGGAGAACCUCAAGAAGACCCUGGACAACGUGGCCAUCGCCGAGGAGGAGAAGAUGGAGGCCCUGCCGGACGCAGAGCGCAAGGAGGACAAGCCCGAGGCGCAGUCUCCCGGGAAGGCCGAGUGGCCCAGCGAGACGCCGGUGCUGUGCCAGCAGUGCGGCGGCAAGCCCGGCGUCACCUUCACCAGCGCCAAGGGGGAGGUCUUCUCCGUGCUGGAGUCCGCGCCCUCGAAUCACUCCUUUAAGAAGAUCGAGUUCCAGCCCCCAGAGGCCAAGAAGUUCUUCAGUGCGGUGCGCAAGGAGAUGGCGCUGCUGGCCACCUCGCUGCCCGAUGGCAUCGCUGUCAAGACUUUCGAGGACAGAAUGGACCUCUUCUCAGCCCUGAUCAAGGGCCCCACGCGCACCCCCUACGAGGACGGCCUCUACCUGUUCGACAUCCAGCUCCCCAACAUCUACCCGGCCGUGCCCCCCCACUUCUGCUACCUCUCCCAGUGCAGUGGCCGUCUGAACCCCAACCUGUACGACAAUGGGAAGGUGUGCGUCAGCCUCCUGGGCACCUGGAUCGGAAAGGGGACAGAGAGGUGGACGAGCAAAUCCAGCCUCCUCCAGGUGCUCAUCUCCAUCCAAGGUCUGAUCCUGGUGAACGAGCCGUACUACAACGAAGCCGGCUUCGACAGCGACCGGGGCCUGCAGGAGGGCUACGACAACAGCCGCUGCUACAACGAGAUGGCUCUGAUCCGCGUGGUGCAGUCCAUGACGCAGCUGGUGCGGCGGCCGGCCGAGGUCUUCGAGCAGGAGAUCCGGCAGCACUUCAGCACCGGCGGCUGGCGGCUGGUGAACCGCAUCGAGUCCUGGCUGGAGACGCACGCCCUGCUGGAGCAGGCCCAGGCCCUGCCCAACGGCACCUUCACGGACAGCGGCUCUGCAGGGCCGCCCGGCGCCGAGCUCUCCGACGGCCGGGAGGAAGCGGAGGACGGCGGGCUGGCCGCUGGAGAGGCCUCCCCAGGCUCAGACUCGGAGGCCGGCGCCCAGGGCCCGGCCGCAGCCGGCAGGGACCACACAGACCAGGCUUCGGAGGCCGCGCCGGACGCCUCAGUGCCGCCCAGUGUCAAACCAAAGAAGCGGAGAAAGAGCUACCGGAGCUUCUUGCCCGAGAAGAGCGGCUACCCCGACAUCGGCUUCCCCCUCUUCCCGCUUUCCAAGGGGUUCAUCAAGAGCAUCCGGGGCGUCCUGGCCCAGUUCCGGGCCGCUCUGAUCGAGGCCGGCAUGCCCGAGAGCGCAGGCGACCAGUAG
Messenger RNA from Pipistrellus nathusii (Nathusius's pipistrelle), 3894 nucleotides. Lineage: Eukaryota; Metazoa; Chordata; Mammalia; Chiroptera; Vespertilionidae. The record is from the annotation of a GenBank genome assembly.